UGAAGAACGUGUCCUACUUGUCAUUGUGGUGUGGAGUAAUUAAAAAGAGCGUAUAAUAGUGCAAUUGUAUACAACUGGGAAGGACGUUUGAUGCGAUAAUAUCAUAUCACUGCCGAUGUUAUUCGUGUCAUGCUGUCUGGAAAUGCGUGAAUAACAAAACACUUGUUUCAGGCAGACAGGACAGAGCGUCGAGAAGACUACAGGAGACAAACAACGCAAGAAGGCCAAACGAACUACCAAACGCGAAGCUGAAUCAUGGCGGAGUCCGAUCUCCGAGAAGUAUUGAUGCACUUUCUGUCGAAUGCCAUGAUUAGACCAUUGCCGCCUCCGUCCGAUCCCGUCAUUGUCCCGUUACAUGACGCGGUACGCUCAGGGAAAACUGAAGCUGUUGUUGCAUUAGUCGAGAAGGGAGAUUCCAUCAACGCGACCAACGAAAAGGGCUGGACGGCCUUGCACAUCGCGGAAUUCUGCGAAGACACCGAGAUGGCCAGGUGCCUCGUUCGGUUGGGGGCGGAUAUGACACUGAAGGACACUGAGGGACAGGAUCCAUUCUUUCAUGCUGUGACUGGGAGACAUUACGAAAUGGUUAAAUGUUUGGCUCGACUCGGGGCGGAUUUGAACACCCAUGACAUAACAGCUACUCCUAUGCAUCGAGCGGCAAACAUGAACAUGUUAGACAUGGCGAUACUACUGGCCGAGUUAGGAGCUGAUCUUAACUCUCGGGAGUGUGGCUUUCUUAAGUUGUCACCCCUCCGUUAUGCCAUCGCUGCAGACAGGAUCGAAAUGGUUGAACUCUUGACUAACCUUGGGGCCGACUUAAACCAAACUGAUUUGCUAGGUGUGACCGCCGUCACUGCGGCUGCCAGCGAUGGCAAAUGGGAUAUGGUGGAAUGCCUCUCUCGCCAUGGCGCAGACCUCGAAGUAAACAACGGGAUAACUGCCCUUGGCUGUGCUGUGAAUCGAGGUCUGCCUGAAGUGGUCAACAUGCUCAUCAAGUAUGGUGUAAAGUUAGAAAGGACUGAUCAUGGUUUCCCCCUGUUAUUUCGAGCUAUAAGCAAUCACGACGAAUCAACAUUGGCUGUGCUUCUGGAUGGAGGAGCGAAGCCUGACUUUGAGAGAUCACGAGGUAUGACGCCAUUGUUCUUUAGCGCAACCCUUGGUAACGGAUCAGCAGCCAUCCUUCUCCUGAAUGCUAGAGCAGACGUUAAUUUCACCAAUGACCUGGGCCGAACCCCACUCCACGGGAGCUGCUUGUACGGUCAAAUGGACCUCACCCGGCUGCUACUUCUGGCAGGCGCUGAUGUCAACAAGGCAGACUCAUUUGGAAAGUCACCGCUUGACUACCUACCAUUCCAGGACCUCGUAGAUUACAGCUUGGAAAACAGAUGGAGGACCUGUGAGAAACUUGUCCAAUCCGUGCCAAUCGAUGCCACACCUGAUGUGAUAUGUCCUCCGCUGGAGAAACUCCAUACCAUCCCAGGGCUGGGCAAUGUCCUCGCCAUUCCUGGAGGUUUGGCAGUUCGCGUAUUCGCCGACGUCAAAGGGGUCAUCGAGAAGCUUCCCACAUUAGCCGGUAAUCUAUUCAUCGGGGCAAAGCCUCAGCAGGUUGGAAGCUCGGGAGAGGAAACCAGAACAGGGCUGCCGAAUGAAAUGGACUUCGUCUUUCAAGUCGACCUUGGCUUGGACAACAGAGCUGUUCAAGAGGUUGGAAACGGAUACGCGUUCUUCACCUAUCCAGCAGAUGCAGAACGGGCCUAUGCCUUUGUCACAGGAAGCAAGAGCUUCCACGAUAUAUUUGGUGAUGCUUUCAUGAAAUUUAACACUAUCUCCGAAGGUAGUAGGAUUACGUUCAUGGAAGGGACGCAUGAAACUGUCAGGGAUUUGGACAGGAAAGCAUGUACCCCCAUGAUGCUAUGUUGGGAAGAUGAAGGUGGGAAGGAUAAAGUUGGCGUUUCUGUAGACGCUGUACCUUGUAUCCAUAUCAAUGAUUGGCCGGAAAAGGGAGCGCGUGGGACCUGGUUGAUGGACCACGCAACGCUGAAGGAACGCGGCUACAAUCUGAUUCCAAAGUCCCCGAAUAUCAAGAGUGAGAUGGCGCGUGGUUUCAGCCCCGAGGAUCUUCAACGGAUGUGGAGGAUUUCGUUUUCGCACUUGGAAACGGAGCACAUGUAUAAUGUUAUCCCUAGGGUCAAAGCUGUGUACGUCACGGCGAAAUGUCUACGUAACCCAGACGUCUGCCAGAUUCUGGUACGAGACGAGGGAACCAAGUUGAAGACGGCUGAAAGCUACGUGGUGAGUUAUCUCCUGAAGAUGAUGUUUUUCCAGCGGGUAGAGGAGUUCCAGAGUACGGACCAGAGCCUUGGUGAGAUGGUCUGCCAGUUAUUUGAUGAUGUCCUGGAUGGCCUUACUAGGAACUUCAUACCACUGUUCUUCAUUCCUAGCAUCAAUGUCCUCGAUGGACUCAAACUGGACAUCAACAAGUGUGCCGCAGUUGCCCGGAUCAUGACCAGAUUCGUCAAGGCAUUGUACUGCCGAGAUCGUGAUGCUAGAGAUGUCACCGGUGACGUAGCGUGCACUGUCUAUCAAAGUGAUAAAUCUCUCUACAAGAUUUAUGACAUUAGUGAUAUCCGAGUUUCUCGAGAAAUUCGACAGCUGGAUGUAGACACAACGGGAGCAGACGUUGCGGAAGGUGGUGCGAUCAAAAAUGUGGACCCAUCGGGAGAUAAAGAAAAAAUGAACUCAAAUCGGCGGUUUGCGACGAUGGCUGGGAUGAUGCAUGAGGUCCGUGAACCAGGGCUGUCAGUGUCGGAGAUAUGUUACGGUAUGGAGAGUAAUGUGGCAAUGUUGACGGAAAUGAUGAAGUCUAGCAGAGUUAGUAGUGAUCACAAAUAAGGAAGGUUUCUACACAGUGGCCCUUCAUCUGCGUGUGCCGAAUAUAUAUAUGAUGUACGAAAACCGUCGCCCUCCUUCGUCGUUGCUGACGGCUGCUAAAACCCGUCUAAUUGGCCGUUAGUAAUAAUACUUCUUUGUCUGCAGCUUUUAUAAAUUCAUAUUAUAACAUUAUUCUAUGAGGAAAAAAUUCGUCCAAAAGAUCCCAGAGGAACUCAGAUUUUAUCAAGCAGAGGAUAUUACCAUCGUUAUACUUCUAUUAACUUUGUAUAUAUGAUUUCCUUUGAUUGCCUUCGCGCACUCUUGUACUCUGAUCUCACUUUUAUUAGGUAUGUUGCAAAUAUGCAUUUCUUGCCUCAAUCAUUGGAUUUCUAGAUGAAAACAUGAUAAGAUGAGUACCAGGCUUGGCGUUCGUGACGAAUGAACCAAUCUGACCGUAGGCUAUAGUGGAUGAGACCACCUCAAUACAAUAUAUCCUAGUGGAAGACUAGUUGAUUCCUUGAAACUGAACUUGUAUCCAAGAAUUUACGAUAUACAAUAUGAAAAGGUAAUAAUAAAACAAUCAUUCGUUGUUUGCCCUUCAAACACCACGUAUCAAAGACUUUGUGCUUAACAAAUAAAAUAUAUGU
Messenger RNA from Lineus longissimus, 3518 nucleotides. RefSeq lists its product as uncharacterized. NCBI's taxonomy places the organism in Eukaryota, Metazoa, Nemertea, Pilidiophora, Heteronemertea, Lineidae. The transcript has a single exon. The record is from RefSeq and is a predicted model, not a curated record. Gene Ontology annotation, molecular function: protein binding. The coding region runs from base 256 to 2892 and encodes 878 amino acids.